AUGACCUCCUCAACCACUACCAGCUCACCCUCUCCAUCGCACGUCUCUCAACCCACUGAAGGCUCAGGCAGCCAACGAGCGGUAGCGGAUGAUAAGCUGUCUCCGCCAUACCCCUACUCAUUGGAACCUUCACAACACUCUUGUCAGGAAGAUGCUCGGCAGCACCAAGACUUACACUUGACCCAGCUCAGAAAAUGGAGCCUUCUCCUCGUCUUUUCUCUAGCCUUGUUUAUCGAUCAGUGGUGCCUCGCCGCGUUCUACAUAUUCAUGACUCCCAUUGUCGACGAGCUCGACGUGCCUUUCUCUCAGCAAUCAUGGGUCAUCACCUCCUACGCCGUCACCUUUGCCGCCUCCCUUCUAUUCUGGGGUCGUCUAUCCGACCUGUACUCUGCCAAGCAGGUGUUCUCUUACGGCUUCUUUUCUUUGGGUGUGAUCAGCAUCGUCCUUUCCUUUCUCCCCGAAAAGUACUCCUUCUUCAUCUUUCGGGCCAUAUCGGGUAUCGCCGGAGGCACAUCUGUUCCCUCGGCUUUCCGUCUCAUUGCCGGUAUCUUUGAGCCACACGAGCUCAAGAAGGCAUUUACCCUGUAUGGCAUGGCGGGGGCUAUCGCGGCCACCACGGGCAACAUCGUGGCCGGUCUCCUUCAGCUCAUUCAGCCGACUGGACAGAUGGCUGGGUGGAGGUGGUUCUUCCGCUUGAUGGCGGUUCUCAUCAUUCCAGUCUCUAUCGGGUCUCUCAAGUGGAUCCCAAAAAUCAGGGGGCAUGAUGCGGAUGUAAAGAACAAGGGGGAGCGGCUCGACCUCAUCGGAUCUCUAUCAAUGCUCGUCGCCAUCGUCUGCAUCAUCCUUGCCCUCACUCUCGGCGCCACCAACGGUUGGGCCUCUGCCGGCUUCAUCGCCCCCCUCAUCAUCUCCUUGCUCCUUUUCCCAUUCUUCAUCUGGCACGAAUCCCGCUUACCCACCACCCAUGCCCUCCUCCCACCCCACUUCUGGCGAUAUCCCAACUUUACCCUCUGGAUCGUGUUUGCCCUGCUGAUCCAAGGUUGGUUCGCGGUGGAACAGCUGCCGUGGAUUGAGACAUUCAUCUCGGUAAAGGGAGAAUCGUCGUUGAAGGCGUCGGUGCGAAUAUUGCCCCAACCGAUUAUGGCUGUAACAGUCACCAUCCUAGCCGCCAGAUUCCCUCAGAUGACGGCACGUCCGCGUAUCACAGUCGCUCUGGGCUUGGGCUGUGCCAUAGGCGCCAACUUGCUCUUCAUCUAUGCCAAAGAUUACACCGGCCUUGGGUACUGGAAGUAUCUCUUGCCGGGCUACAUCAUCGGUCCUGGCGCCUGUAUGGCAUUGUUCAAUAUGAACAACGUUGGUGUCAUGACAACGGUCCCACCCGAGUCCGCCGGCGUCGCAGGAGCCGUCAUCCAAGUCUCUGUCCAGCUCGGUAACGCCAUCGCCCUCGGUAUUCAAGCCGGCCUCUUCACCGUCUUUCCUGAUGGUAUUCACAACUUUAAGAACCUGCAGGUGUCUUGGUGGGUUGAGCUUGGGUGGUGUGGGGUUUGGUUGAUCAUGUUUUUGGUGUUUUAUCGGGACCCGAGGAAGCAAGAGGUCGAAGAUGAUAUGGAGAAGGGUAGGGAGAAGGUGGUGAUGGGGCAUUAA
Messenger RNA from Cryptococcus amylolentus CBS 6039, 1644 nucleotides. RefSeq lists its product as hypothetical. Gene Ontology annotation, molecular function: transmembrane transporter activity. Gene Ontology annotation, cellular component: membrane. Gene Ontology annotation, biological process: transmembrane transport. Lineage: Eukaryota; Fungi; Basidiomycota; Tremellomycetes; Tremellales; Cryptococcaceae. The record is from RefSeq and is a predicted model, not a curated record. The coding region runs from base 1 to 1644 and encodes 547 amino acids. The transcript has 4 exons.